Molecule: messenger RNA, 5928 nt
Organism: Lampris incognitus (smalleye Pacific opah)
Lineage: Eukaryota; Metazoa; Chordata; Actinopteri; Lampriformes; Lampridae
Gene: scn8ab
Product: sodium channel, voltage gated, type VIII, alpha subunit b
Biological process (GO): neuronal action potential; sodium ion transmembrane transport; membrane depolarization during action potential
Cellular component (GO): plasma membrane; axon; voltage-gated sodium channel complex
Molecular function (GO): calcium ion binding; voltage-gated sodium channel activity; protein binding
Source: RefSeq, a predicted model, not a curated record
AUGGCUGCACCCCUUAUUGCACCCCCUGGACCUGACAGCUUCAAGAAGUUCACCCCCGAGUCGCUUGCCAACAUCGAGAAGCGUGUCAAAGAGGAGAAGAACAAGAAGCCCCCCAAACCCAGAUCGGACAGUAGUCACCGCGAUGUCGAUGACGAGAAUGUACCCAAGCCCAACAGCGACCUGGAGGCAGGGAAGAGCCUGCCCUUCAUCUAUGGUGAUGUUCCUGAUGGAAUGGCGGCGACACCACUGGAGGACUUGGAUCCAUACUAUGUGAAUCAGAAAACAUUUAUAGUUAUUAACAAAGGGAAAACAAUCUUCCGCUUCAGUGCCACACCCUCCUUGUACAUCAUAAGCCCUUUUAGUCUAUUUAGGCGAAUAGCUAUUAAGAUUUUGAUACAUUCUCUAUUCAGCAUGAUCAUCAUGUGUACGAUUUUGACCAACUGUAUAUUCAUGACUUUUAGUGAUCCUCCAGAAUGGUCCAAACAAGUGGAGUAUACUUUCACGGGUAUCUAUACCUUCGAGUCGCUCACAAAAAUUGUGGCCCGAGGCUUCUGUAUAGACGGCUUCACCUUCCUCAGAGACCCGUGGAACUGGCUGGACUUCAUGGUCAUCUCCAUGGCAUAUAUAACAGAGUUUGUGGACCUUGGGAAUGUCUCGGCGCUGAGAACGUUCAGGGUUCUCCGAGCACUGAAAACUAUUUCUGUCAUUCCAGGCUUGAAGACCAUUGUGGGUGCUCUGAUCCAGUCUGUGAAGAAGCUGUCGGAUGUGAUGAUCCUGACCGUCUUCUGUCUCAGCGUGUUUGCGCUGAUCGGACUGCAGCUCUUCAUGGGCAACCUGCGACACAAGUGCGUCAUCUGGCCCAUCAACAUGACCGAGCUGUACCCGCCUAACGGUAGCAGAAUCUUCGACUGGGAUCAGUACAUCAUGAACGACACCAAUUUCUACUUUAUCCCUGGUCAGCUUGAUGCUCUGCUAUGUGGAAACAGCUCUGACUCUGGGCGGUGUCCCGAGGGUUUUACAUGUAUGAAAGCAGGAAGGAACCCCAACUACGGUUAUACCAGCUUUGACAGCUUUGGCUGGGCCUUCCUCACCCUCUUCCGCCUCAUGACCCAAGACUUCUGGGAGAAUCUCUACAUGCUGACUCUGCGAGCUGCAGGGAAGACCUACAUGAUUUUCUUCGUGUUGGUGAUCUUCGUGGGCUCCUUCUACCUGGUGAAUCUCAUUCUGGCUGUGGUGGCCAUGGCUUAUGAGGAGCAGAACCAGGCCACCAUUGAGGAGGCUGAGCAGAAAGAGGCGGAGUUUAAAGCUAUGCUGGAGCAGCUAAAGAAGCAGCAGGAGGAGACUCAGGCCGCUGCUUUGGCAACAUCUGCAGGCACCGUGUCAGAGGCUGCAUUGGAGGACGAGGGUGGGGGCCACUUGUCUCGGAGCUCCUCGGAGGCUUCCAAGCUAAGCUCCAAGAGUGCCAAGGAGCGGCGCAACCGCAAGAAGAAGUGGCGUCAGAAAGAGCAGGAGAAAGAAAAAGGUGACAGUGAGAAGGUCGUCAAGUCGGAGUCGGAUGAUGGCAGCAAAAGAAGCACCAUCCGUUUCCCAGGCAGCCGGCUAGGGAGAAAGACAUCCAUCAUGAACCAGUCUCUUCUUAGCAUCCCAGGCUCGCCCUUCAUGUCGCGACACAACAGCCGCAGCAGCAUCUUCAGCUUCAAGGGCCGCUCCAAGGACGUGGGCUCAGAAAACGAGUUUGCUGAUGAUGAGCAUAGCACGGUGGAGGAGAGCGAGGACCGCCGGGGCUCCCUAUUCAUCCCCUACCGUCGCAACAGCUACAGCGGCUAUAGCCAGGGCUCCUCUCGCAUCCAUCCGCUGGCGCCCCAUUCAGGCGGGAAGAGAAACAGCACGGUGGACUGCAAUGGCGUCGUGUCGCUCAUCGGCCCAGGGCCCGGCGGACGGCUUCUGCCUGAGACCACAGAGGUGGAGGUGAAGAAGAAGCACUCAGGAUCGCUCAUGGUGUCUGUUGACCAGCUCAACUCUUCCUUCAGAGGGAAGGACCACGCCAACAGUCAGAUGAGUGUCGUCACCAACACACUCAUGGAAGAGCUGGAGGAGUCUCAGAGGAAGUGUCCGCCUUGCUGGUACAAGUUUGCCAACACCUUCCUGAUCUGGGAGUGCUUUCCCAUGUGGCUGAAGAUCAAACACAUAGUCUACCUGAUUGUCAUGGACCCCUUUGUAGACUUGGCCAUCACCAUCUGUAUCGUACUCAAUACCCUCUUCAUGGCCAUGGAGCAUUACCCCAUGACCCCAAAGUUUGAGGAGGUGCUAGCUGUGGGAAAUCUGGUCUUCACGGGCAUCUUCGCUGGCGAGAUGUUUGCCAAACUGAUUGCCAUGGAUCCUUACUACUACUUCCAGGAGUUCCAGGAGGGCUGGAACUGCUUUGAUGGGUUCAUUGUGACCCUGAGUUUAGUUGAGCUGGGCCUGGCGGAUGUGGAAGGCCUGUCUGUGCUCAGGUCAUUCCGACUGCUGAGAGUGUUCAAGCUGGCUAAGUCCUGGCCCACCCUAAACAUGUUGAUCAAGAUCAUCGGUAACUCAGUGGGAGCUCUGGGUAAUCUGACCCUGGUGCUGGCCAUCAUUGUCUUCAUCUUCGCCGUGGUGGGCAUGCAGCUGUUUGGCAAGAGCUACAAGGACUGCGUGUGCAAGAUCAACCGGGACUGUGAGCUGCCCCGCUGGCACAUGAACGACUUCUUCCACUCCUUCUUGAUCGUGUUUCGAGUGCUGUGCGGAGAGUGGAUUGAAACCAUGUGGGACUGCAUGGAAGUGGCAGGGCAGUCGAUGUGCCUCAUUGUCUUCAUGAUGGUCAUGGUCAUUGGAAACCUGGUGGUGCUGAACCUGUUCUUGGCCUUACUGCUGAGCUCGUUCAGUGCAGAUAACCUUGCGGCCACUGAUGAUGACGGCGAGCCCAACAAUCUCCAGCUUGCAGUUGCUCGCAUAAAGACAGGCAUCGCCUGGUUCAAGAUUCACAUGCGGGUCUUUGUUGCCACAGUGCUGAAGAAGCAGCCUAUAGAGGAUGAGCAGAAGCCACUGGAUGACAUGUACGACAAGAAGCUUAACUGUAUCGCCAACCACACUGGCGUGGACAUCAACCGGGAACUGGACUACGCCAAAAAUGGCAACGGCACCACCAGUGGUAUUGGAAGCAGUGUGGGGAAGUACAUGAUUGACGAGGACUACAUGUCCUUCAUCCACAAUCCCAACCUUACCGUCUGUGUGCCCAUUGCUGUUGGGGAGUCGGACUUUGAGAACCUCAACACUGAGGACUUCAGCAGUGAGUCCGAUGUGGAGAACAGUAAAGAUCUGGAUGACACCAGCUCGUCUGAGGGCAGCACUAUAGACAUAAAGCCUGAUGUGGAGGAGGUGGCAGUGGUAGAGGUAGUCGAGGAGUACCUAGACCCAGAUGCCUGCUGGACUGAUGAGUGUGUGGCUAAAUAUAAGUGCUGUGAUGUGCCCAUCACUCAUGGCUGGGGGAAGCACUGGUGGUUUCUGAGGAAGACCUGCUACCUGAUUGUAGAACACAACUGGUUUGAGACCCUUAUCAUUUUUAUGAUCCUGCUGAGCAGUGGUGCACUGGCUUUCGAGGAUGUGUACAUUGAGCAGCGGAAAACCAUUCGGAUCAUUUUGGAGUACGCUGACCGGGUCUUCACCUAUAUCUUCAUCCUUGAGAUGUUGCUGAAGUGGGUGGCCUAUGGCUUCGUCAAGUACUUCACAAAUGCCUGGUGUUGGCUUGACUUCUUCAUUGUGGAUGUGUCUAUAGUCAGCCUUAUAGCUAAUGCGUUGGGCUACUCCGAUCUAGGCCCCAUUAAAUCACUCAGGACACUGAGGGCCUUGCGACCCCUUAGGGCCCUCUCUCGUUUUGAGGGGAUGAGGGUCGUGGUGAACGCCUUGGUGGGAGCAAUCCCCUCCAUCAUGAAUGUGCUGCUGGUGUGUCUCAUCUUCUGGCUCAUCUUCAGCAUUAUGGGAGUCAACCUGUUUGCCGGGAAGUACUACUACUGCUUUAAUGAGACAUCUGAGGAGUACUUCUUGCCCGACGUGGUCAACAACAAAUCAGAAUGCGAAGCGCUCAUGAGGCUGAACUUAACUGAAGUUCGAUGGAAGAACGUCAAGAUAAACUUUGACAAUGUGGGUGCUGGAUACCUCGCACUGCUUCAAGUGGCCACAUUUAAGGGCUGGAUGGACAUCAUGUAUGCUGCCAUAGAUUCUAGAAGGGUGGGGGACCAGCCCGUCUACGAGGACAACAUCUACAUGUACAUCUACUUUGUCAUCUUCAUCAUCUUUGGCUCCUUCUUCACACUCAACCUCUUCAUUGGUGUCAUCAUCGACAACUUCAACCAGCAAAAGAAAAAGUUUGGAGGCCAGGAUAUAUUCAUGACAGAGGAGCAGAAGAAAUACUACAAUGCCAUGAAGAAACUAGGGUCAAAGAAACCACAGAAACCCAUACCAAGGCCAUUGAACAAUAUCCAGGGCAUGGUGUUCGACUUUGUGACGCAGCAAGUCUUCGACAUCUCCAUCAUGAUCCUAAUCUGUCUCAACAUGGUCACCAUGAUGGUGGAGACGGACGACCAGUCAGAUCAGACGGAGAACAUCCUGUACUGGGUCAACUUUGUGUUCAUUGUGGCCUUCACGACAGAGUUUGUACUGAAGCUUUUUGCUUUGCGUCACUAUUACUUCACCAUAGGCUGGAACAUCUUUGAUGUGGUUGUGGUCAUCCUUUCCAUCGUGGGAAUGUUUCUGGCGGACCUGAUUGAGAAAUACUUUGUGUCACCGACCCUCUUUAGAGUGAUCCGUCUGGCCCGUAUCGGCAGAAUCCUUCGACUCAUCAAGGGAGCGAAAGGCAUUAGGACUCUAUUGUUUGCCCUGAUGAUGUCACUUCCUGCCCUGUUCAACAUCGGCCUGUUGCUCUUCCUGGUCAUGUUCAUUUUCUCCAUCUUUGGCAUGUCUAACUUCGGCUACGUAAAACACGGUGCUGGAAUUGAUGACAUGUACAACUUUGAGACCUUUGGCAAUAGCAUGAUCUGCCUGUUUAUGAUCACCACGUCAGCUGGUUGGGACGGCUUGCUGUUGCCCAUCCUCAACUACCCUCCAGACUGUGACCCUCUCCUGGAAAACGCCGGCACCCCAGCCACAGGAGACUGUGGCAACCCCUCUGUGGGCAUCUUCUUCUUCGUCAUGUACAUCAUCAUCUCUUUCCUCAUUGUUGUCAACAUGUACAUCGCCAUCAUCCUGGAGAACUUUAGCGUGGCUACAGAGGAGAGCGCCGACCCACUCAGCGAGGAUGACUUUGAGACUUUCUAUGAGAUUUGGGAGAAAUUUGAUCCUGACGCCUCCCAGUUCAUCACCUAUGCCAAGCUUUCGGACUUUGCCGAUGCACUAGAGCACCCGCUCCGUGUACCUAAGCCCAACACAAUCGAACUUAUUGCCAUGGACAUGCCCAUGGUGAGUGGCGAUCGGAUCCACUGCCUGGACAUCCUCUUUGCCUUCACCAAGCGCGUGCUGGGUGACAGUGGCGAGCUGGACAUGCUGAGGCAGCAAAUGGAGGAGCGUUUUGUGGCGGCCAAUCCUUCCAAGGUCUCUUACGAGCCCAUCACCACCACGCUGAGGCGCAAGCAGGAGGACGUCUCAGCCAAAAUCAUCCAGAGGGCCUACCGUUCCUAUCUGGCCAGGCGAGGCUUUGUCUGCAAACGCAAACCGGUCAAUAAUAAAGUUGAGAAUGGUGGGACCAAUCAGGAGCAGGAAAAGAAGGAGGGGACCCCCUCCACUGCCUCCCUCCCCUCUUAUGACAGUGUAACCAAACCUGACAAGGAGAAUCAGGACGACAACAACGAGGGCAAGGGAGGGAGGAAAGAGAAGGGAAGAAACCAAAAAGACAUCAGGGAAUCUAAAUGUUAG